CUAAGUAGAGAGUAAUGUUUACCCAUUUUCACUUUUAUGUAUCGAAAAACACGCACAAACUUGGUCAUCGUUCACAUCCAUGCAUUUCUACACAGCUAAUUAUUACAUUGCUUAGACAGUCUUUAUCACUGUCUUUACCAUCCUUAUAUCGUACCAGAACCCGCGAGAUUAUUAACUCCUUUUCUUACAAUGUUCAUAGCAAACACAAAAAUCCCAUUUCACCCAUCUAUUCAUAUCCUCGUAUCUCCAAAACUCACAAUUUAUACGCACUUCAGUCAUCUCAUAUUUCCACUUUUUAUCAAGCGUUUGAUAAAAUGUCGCAAAGAAAUCAACAUUAUCAAGACAUCAACUUUCACUUUGUUCUUCAUCUUCUCAAACCUUCCAAUGCAACACCUUAUAUCUUAACUGUCAUAACUGUCCAUUGCUUAGCUCUCAAGUUAGGUUUUCUUCCCCACUUGCCGAUAUCCACCUCUCUGCUUACAGCUUACUCUAGAGCUGGUGAUUUUUGCUCUUCGUGGGUUUCGUUUAAUGAAACUUGUUACAGGGAUGUGAUCAUUUGGAAUGCUAUGAUCUCUGCCUGUACUGAGAAUCGUUGUUUUAAUAUGGCAUUGGAUUUAUUUGUGGAGAUGAUUAAAGAGGGACCUGGGUUUGAUUCCACAACUCUUUUGAUUGUGGUUUCGACACUAUCCCACAUGAAAUCCUUGAAACAAGGAAAGAUUUUUCAUAGUUUAAGCAUAAAGAGUGGGAUGCUUUCAGAUUCUAGUCUCUGCAAUGCACUUGUGGACAUGUACGCAAAAUGUGGUGACCUGAAUUCUUCAGAGUGUAUGUUUGCUGGGAUGGAUUGUAGAGAUAUUGUGUCUUGGAAUACAAUAAUGAGUGGUUGUCUUAGUAAUGAUCAUCCUGAGGAGUCCUUGUUCUACUUUAAGGAAAUGAGUUGCUCUAGAGAACGUGCCGAUUAUGUGAGUUUGUCGUCUGCUAUUGCAGUAUGUGCCUGUCUUGGUGUGUUCACUCACGGUCAAGUUAUUCAUGGGUGGGUCAUUAAGUUGGGUUAUGAGGAAGGCUCUUAUGUUUCUGUUGCCAAUUCUCUCAUUUCAUUAUAUUCACAGUGUGGAGAUAUUGAGGCUGCAGAGACAGUGUUUCGGGAUAUGCAACAUAAGGAUAUUGUUUCAUGGAAUGCAAUCAUUAAUGGGUUUACUUCAAAUGGAAAGAUCAAAGAAGCAUUUGAUCUUCUGAAUGAAAUGCAGUUGAUGGGGUCUGUUCAACCUGAUGUAGCUACUGUAGUUACUAUAAUGUCGCUUUGUGCUGAAUUUAUGCUUUUGAGAGAAGGAAGAAGUGUACAUGGAUAUGCAAUGCGUAGACUAAUGGGAUAUGAUGUAAUUGUGAUGAACAGCCUUAUUAACUUUUACUCAAAAUGCAGCUGUGUAGCGAAGGCCGAGCUGCUGUUCAGUACCAUUUCCGUAAAAGAUUUGGUAUCAUGGAACACAAUGAUCUCUGGGUAUAUCCAAAAUGGAGAUUCGAAAAAGGCUCAGAGCCUGUUUAAGGAAAUGCUCUAUUUCUCUUCACAGUUCAGCACGUCAACUCUAUUUGCUAUUCUUCCUUCUUGCAAUUCCCUUGAAUCCCUGGAGUUUGGUAGAUCAAUUCAUUGUUGGCAGUUAAAGGUGGGGUUUUCAAACAAUAAUAAUGCAGUUAAUCCCCUCAUGGACAUGUACAUUAAUUGUGGAGACUUGAUGGCCGCUUUUGCUUUGCUGCAAAGAAUUUCACUUGUAGGAGAUACUGUUUGUUGGAAUACUGUAAUUGUUGCCUGCAUGAGAAAUCGCCAUUUUCGAGUAGCCUUUGAAACUUUCAACACGAUGAGGCAGCAAGGAAAUAUCAGCCAUGAUUCAGUUACCCUUGUCAAUGUCAUAUUAGCUUGCGGAAUGCUUGAGCUGGCCUCCCAAGGGAAAUCUCUUCAUGGUCUUGCUCUUAAGUCUUUGAUGGGAUCAGAUACCCGCGUACUGAAUGUAUUAAUCACAAUGUAUAGCAGAUGCAGGGAUAUUGAGAGUGCUAGACUGGUGUUCAGUUUGAGUUCCAAUCGUAAUCUAUGUUCUUGGAAUUGCAUGAUCUCUGCUUUUUCUCAGAAUAAGGCUGAAAUAAGAGCGCUUGAAUUGUUUCGCUCUCUUGAGUUCAAACCCGAUGAGAUCACAAUUGUUAGCAUUCUCUCGGCUUGCACUCAACUUGGAGUUCUAAGACAUGGAAGGGAAAUUCAUGGACGUGUAUCUCGCAUGUGUUUUCAAGAGAACUCUUUUAUAUCUGCAGCUCUUCUGGAUAUGUACAGCAAUUGUGGAAGAUUGGACAUUGCUUGCAAAGUCUUUGAAAAUUCAAGGGAAAAAUCAAAUGCAGCAUGGAAUUCUAUGAUUUCUGCAUAUGGUUACCAUAGUAAAGGUAGAAAAGCAAUUGAAGUGUUUCGUGAAAUGUGCAACUCUGGAAUGAAACCAACCAAAAGCACAUUCAUCAGCCUAUUAUCAGCUUGCAGUCACACAGGCCUGGUGAAUGAAGGUCUAUGGUAUUACAACAAUAUGCAGGAAUAUGAAGUAGAACCUGUAACUGAGCAUCAUGUAUACAUGGUUGAAAUGCUGGGUCGAUCAGGAAAAAUCCAUGAAGCAUACGAGUUCAUAAAGAAUAUGCCAAACCAACCUAAAUCUGGUGUUUGGGGAGCCAUGCUAAGUGCUUGCAACUAUCAUGGAGACGUAGAGAUGGGGAAAAAGGUAGCAAAAAUUCUCUUUGAUUUGGAGCCUAAAAAUGUAGGAUACUACAUUUCGUUGGCGAAUAUGUGUGUUGCUUCAGGACUAUGGAAAGAUGCAGUGGAGAUAAGGGAAAUAAUUCAGGUCAAAAAAUUAAGAAAAACAACAGGUUACAGUCUCAUUGAUGCUGGUUAAACAAGUUAGUCGGAUAUACUAGCAAACUCUGUAAUUUUUUGUUUGUUUUACAAUCCACAAUUGAUUUUUCUUUUUCUCAAUACAUAAAUAUCAAAUGAUUAACUUAAA
Molecule: messenger RNA, 3023 nt
Organism: Pistacia vera
Lineage: Eukaryota; Viridiplantae; Streptophyta; Magnoliopsida; Sapindales; Anacardiaceae
Product: pentatricopeptide repeat-containing protein At4g19220, mitochondrial
Exons: 1
Coding region: 15-2915 (966 amino acids)
Biological process (GO): RNA modification
Molecular function (GO): protein binding; RNA binding
Source: RefSeq, a predicted model, not a curated record